AUCAACAAAAUGUCCCAAACAAACAACAUUUCCCAUUUCAGAAUUCAGACAACAAAGCCAAUUUAGUUCAAACCCACCCAAAAAAAAAAAAAAAAAGUCUUCUCUCUCUCCCUCUCUUGGCGAAAAUGUCAGACGGAGCGUUGACCAUCGUAGACGGGACUCAGCUGAGAGCGGCGGACUUGACGGUGGUAGCAGCGGAAGACGACGCCGAUUUGAUGACCGGAGCUAAGGUGUUGGAGCUGGCGGAAUCAAGAGCCUCCUCCGCUCUCUUCGGUCUCUCAUUACCCCAAACUCUCAAGUCCUCCGCUCUCCAAAGCAUCAAUCUCAACGAUGAAGACGACGUCGUCUCGUUUCGCCAAACCCAUCUCUCAUCUGAUCAAGCUUCCCUCAAGCUCAACCACUACCUCGCCGCCAUCGCUGACCAACUUAAAGAUACAUGCUUGUGUGCAAAACUUUGGUCAGAUGAUCCGCUUGUUAUAUCGAUAUUGGAUGGGAAUAUUCUCCGAUUGUUUUUGGACGACGAGGAUGACUUUGCAAUGAUAGCAGAGGACUUAUUCACAGACUUGGAUGCAGAAGAUAAGGGAAAGAUCAGCAAGAAUGAGAUACGAAAUGCACUUGUCCACAUGGGAGUUGAAAUGGGCGUUCCUCCUUUCUCAGAAUUUCCUCUGCUAAAUGAUAUCUUGAGGAAACAUGGGGCUGAGGGAGAAGAAGAAUUGGGCCAAGCACAAUUUGCACAAUUGCUCCAGCCUGUUCUUCAAGAACUAGCAGAAGUGUUGGCUGAAAAGCCCAUUGUUGUCAUCCAGAAUAUCAAGGUUAUUAAUGGCUCUAAGCUAAAAAAGCUUUUGGAUGAUGAGAAGGAAUUAAACAACAUCGUUGACAAGAUAUGGGAGGAAAAGCAUGGUGGAAAAGAUGGUUUAGCAAGUGUUGAAUUAAUCAGGGGCUUCCUUGAGAGAAAUGGGACUGGGUUGGGCUUGCCACCAUCAGAAGCCAAUGAGGCAGUGGUUCUUCUUUAUGAUGCAGUGUUUGCUGAUGUGAAGGAUGGAAAAAUAGAUGUGGAAGUAGAGAAGGAUGAACUUGGAAAACGUGUGAAGGAGAUCCUUAAUAAAUUUGCUGAGCUGCUCGAAGCUAAUCCCGUUUUUCAUGACACUAAUCAUUGAGUUUGAGGCAGAGACACAGUCGUUACCCGGCAUAUCAGAUUCUCUAGUUUUCAGAGCUUCUUCCUGCUAAUGAAGCAUUACAUAUCACCAGUUUUCUAAAGUUUGUAUGUACCCCUUACAGCAACCUAUCAACUAAAAGUGCACUGUAACCUCAUUCUAUAUUGGUGGUGUUGGUUGAUAACAUGUUUCAAAUGAUUUAAACAAUAUAUAUGAGGCCCUUGAGCGGCUGCAUGGGUAUAUAUACCUAUGUUAUAGAAAACAUAAACAAGUUUUUAAUAUAGAUUAAACAGGAAAAGAAGGGUUUUUUGAUCCA
This is a messenger RNA of Quercus robur (English oak), 1470 nucleotides long. RefSeq lists its product as uncharacterized. Gene Ontology annotation, molecular function: calcium ion binding. Lineage: Eukaryota; Viridiplantae; Streptophyta; Magnoliopsida; Fagales; Fagaceae. The coding region runs from base 126 to 1157 and encodes 343 amino acids. The transcript is spliced from 4 exons. The record is from RefSeq and is a predicted model, not a curated record.